Messenger RNA from Amphibalanus amphitrite, 3538 nucleotides. Its product is annotated as peroxidase-like. Gene Ontology annotation, molecular function: peroxidase activity; heme binding. The transcript has a single exon. Gene Ontology annotation, biological process: response to oxidative stress. NCBI's taxonomy places the organism in Eukaryota, Metazoa, Arthropoda, Thecostraca, Balanomorpha, Balanidae. The record is from RefSeq and is a predicted model, not a curated record. Bases 381 to 3443 code for a protein of 1020 amino acids.
CCGCGCAGAGCUCUCCCUCCAGUCCGGGACAGAGCGUCGCUGUCGGUGGCCAGCAGCUGACCGCGGCGGGUCCUACCCGUUCCCGCGACCAAGGGCGGGCCGCGCUGAGCUCUGCCAGCGACGCUGGGUUAGGGCGGGCCACGUCGGGUUCCGCCAGUGUCCGCGACACAGAGCCACCGGUCUCGGCGAGUGCUCGGACCACGUCGGGUUCUGCCAGUGUCAGCGAGACUAAGCCGCUAGCCUCGGUGAGUGUCGCGUCACCGGCUCUUACAUCAUCCAGGAGUACUAAUACGGCGCAACGCCGUCCUAUAAUUGAGGGGGAUACAUUUCCACCGUGCCGCUGCGUGCCGACAGAAAUCUGUCCGCCGGCCGGACGCGUCAUGAGAUGUGUGCUGCCGGGACGCCGCCGCGAUGUAGAAGCCAGCAAGCUCGGCUACUGCUGUCGCGGAUCGCUAGUGUCCCCUGCAACAGUAGGCGCUGGUAUACAGAUCCAAGCCUCCGAGUCACCGCCGACGGCGGGUACCUCCACGGCGGGUACCUCUACGGCGGGUACCUCCACGGCGGGUACCGUCGCGGAGGGUACCGUCACGGUGGGGAAGUCGACGCCGAAAAACACCGCUGCCAGUGGCUCCAAUUUGCCUAUUACAUCAUCUACGAGUGCUAAUACGGCGCAACGCCGUCCUAUAAUUGAGGGGGACACCUUUCCGCGGUGCCGCUGCGUGCCGGCAGAAAUCUGCCCGCCAGCCCUACGCGUCAGGAGAUGUGUGCUGCCGGGACGCCGCCGCGAUGGCCUGAUCUUCAGUAGCGCAGAUAUACGCAACAGAGAAGCCAGCAAGCUCGGCUACUGCUGUCUCGGAUCGCUAGUGUCCCCUGCAGAAGCGGGCACUGGUAUACCGAUCGAAGCCUCCGAGGCACCGCCGACGGUGGCUACCGGCACGGCGGUUACCGUCACAGGGGGUGAGUCGACGUCGAAAGACACGGCUGUCAGUGACUCCAAUUUCGACCUGGUCGUGGCGGACGGCGCGAAGCGUCCCGUGUUCUCCGAGACGGUAGUGUCGGGCGGCCGGAGCGGCGAGCGCCAGCUGCUCGAGCGCUCGCCGCUGCCGGCUGGCGCCAAGGUGUUUCUGCGCCGCAUGGCUCUCGACUCCGGAGACAACGUGGCCCGGCGCGCCGUAGUGGCACCGCGCCGGCGCAGCCGCCUCUUCGCCACGGUGGCUCCCAGCGGUGGCCAGGCAACACCGGCGGCCCAGAGCGCCCGCUCCGCCGCCUCCUCGGCGACCGUGUCCAAGUCGAUGCAGUUCCUGCGGAGUGUAGGUGUGGUGGUGAGCGCGCCGUCGCGAGUGCCGCCGCCGUCGGUCACCAGCCGGCAGCAGUCCAGGAACCUGCGUCCGUCGGCGGAGGCGCAGCAGCAGGCGCUGGGGGCGCUGCAGCUGCUCCAGCAGACCCGAGUGAGGCCGCGCCGGACGGCUGGCACAGCCGCCGGACGGUCACCACGUCCCGGCGCACGCAGGCGCGUCAAAAGGUCGGCCAUGCCUCCGCCACCGUCGCCACCGCCGGUCGAUGACUGCAGCAAGCGCCUUCCAGGGAGGUGUAUUGAAAGGGAGAAGGUCACCCGCUGUCUUCGUCGAAGAUACGGCGUAUGCAUUCGCCGCGGAAGUGCUCAAGGCAAAUGCAUCAAGCGCCUCCCCGGGAAAUGCAUAGAACUUGAAGUGCAGAACUGCCAGAAUGAGCCGGAUAUCAAAUGCAAGGAUAGACCUCUCAGGUACCGCUUCAUCAAUGGCCAGUGCAACAACAUGAAUCAGCCUCGCUGGGGACGCCAGAUGACGGGCUUGCGCCGUCUGAUGGACAACACAUUCGAAGACGGCGUGUUCGCGCCGCGCAGCCUGUCGGCGGCCGGCGGCCUGUUGCCCGACCCGCGGGCCGUCAGUCUGGGCGUGUUCCACUCCGACGGCGAAGUCGACCAGCAGCGCACCGUGUCGGUGGUGACCUUUGGCCAGUUCGUCGACCACGACCUCUCGCUCUCGCCUACUUUCGGCAGGGACGCCAUCGAAUGCUGCAGAGAGGACCUGAACGGCUCGCUGCCGCUCCGUCAGCAGCACCCGCAGUGUUUGCCGCUCAAGGUGGCCGCCGACGACCCGCUCUACAAAGGCAAAAAGGCGCGACGCUGCAUCAGCUUCACGCGCACCAUGCCGGCGCUCGACCCGCAGUGCAUGGCCAAGCCGGCCACCCAGGUGAACGAGCUGACCAGCUGGGCGGACCUGUCGCAGGUGUACGGCAGCACUGACGAUCUCAGCGCUAACCACCUGCGCUCGUCCAUCGGCGGAGCACUGCGCACCAGCAAACGCGGCAACUUCCUCCCCAGACGGGGAGACCCGGACGACGAGACGCUGGAGUUCCUGGCGGGCGACGGACGGGUCAGCGAGAACCUGCUGCUCUCCCUGUUCCACACGGUGUUCUUGCGCGAACACAACCGGGUGGCCGCUUCGCUGGCGGCGCGCCACAGCUGGCACGACGAACGUCUAUUUGAGGAGGCCCGCCGGCUGGUGAUUGCAGAGUACCAGCACGUCCUCUUCAACGAGUGGCUGCCGGCACUGCUCGGCGAAAAGUUCACCAAAGAUGUCGGCCUGAGUGGCGACUUCGGUAGAAAGACGUACUCCGAUAUCAUAAACCCCAGCGUCAGCACCGAGUUCUCGACAGCCGGGUUUCGGCUGCACUCGAUGGUGCAGGGCGUCGUGGAACUGGCCACCAGAGUCGGUCGAAUUCGGCGACGCAUCCCGCUGAUGGGCAACUUUUUCCGCUCCAACGAGCUGGUGGUGGCUGCGCAGCUGGUCGAAAUGGCACGAGGCAUCACCCGAACACCCGCCAUGCGCUUCGACGGCAGCUUCUCGGAUGAACUGCGCGGAGGGCUGUUCCAGUUCAAUCCCGACCAGAAGGGCGGAGGAGUCGAUCUGACCGCUCUCAACAUCCAGCGCGGCAGGGACCACGGCAUCCCCACAUACUCGACUGUGGCAUCGCGCUGCAACAACAUCCCGAUCCGCAGCUGGAGUGACCUGCACCAGACCAUCCCGGAGGCAGACGUGCGCCGUCUGCGCUCCAUCUACCGGGACUGGCGCGACAUCGACCUGUACGCCGGCCUGAACCUGGAGCGGCGCGCUGCCGGCGCCCUGGUCGGACCCUCCACGCGCUGCCUCAUCACCGACCAGUUCCUCCGCACUCGCUACGGCGAUCGGUUCUUCUUCGAUCACGACGGCCACCCAAACAGCUUCAACGAAGAUCAGCGGAAGGAAAUCCGGCGCACGUCGUGGGCGCGCCUGCUUUGCGACAAUGUGGGCAGCGGGUUCGACUCUGUGCAGCCGCGCGCCUUCCUGGCCGCUACCGGAGACAACAAGGUCGUCUCCUGUCAGUCUCGCAGCAUCGACCGGGUCGACCUGACCAAAUUCUGAGCCGGUCACAGCCCGCGCGCCCGCCGGUCCGUCCCGACUGAGUCGGCAGAAAGGAUGGCACGGCCGACGGUGAACUGUUAGGCAGGGAGAAUUGU